Messenger RNA from Chrysochloris asiatica (Cape golden mole), 1107 nucleotides. It is a transcript of the gene POPDC2, whose product is annotated as popeye domain containing 2. Gene Ontology annotation, molecular function: cAMP binding. The coding region runs from base 1 to 1107 and encodes 368 amino acids. The transcript is spliced from 3 exons. Gene Ontology annotation, cellular component: sarcolemma. The record is from RefSeq and is a predicted model, not a curated record. NCBI's taxonomy places the organism in Eukaryota, Metazoa, Chordata, Mammalia, Afrosoricida, Chrysochloridae.
AUGAGCGAGGGUAGCAGCAGAGUGGGCCAGCUCCUCUGGCAGAGGCCAGUGUGCCUUAACUGGAGGCAAGAGAUGGAAGGGGCACUCUACCAUAUGGCCAACUGCUUCUUGCUCCUGGGCUUCAUGGGGGGCAGCGGGGUAUAUGGUUGCUUCUACCUCUUUGGAUUCUUGGGCACAGGCUAUCUGUGCUAUGUGCUGUGGGGUUGGUUCAAUGCCUGCGGCCUGGACAUCGUCCUGGGUUGCUCCUUGCUGGCGGUGGCCUGUCUAUUCCAGCUAGUGCACCUGGUAUACCGCCUACGCAAGGACACCCUCCCUGUGGAGUUCACUAUCCUCUACAAGACACUGUGCCAGCCCCUGCAGGUGCCCCUGCAGGCAUACAAGGAGAUAGUCCACUGCUGCGAGGAGCAGGUCUUGGCCCUGGCCACUGAGCAGACCUAUGCUGUGGAGGGUGAGACACCUAUCAACCGCCUGUCCUUGUUGAUUGCUGGCCGGGUUCGUGUGAGCCAGGAUGGGCAGUUUCUGCACUACAUCUUUCCGUACCAGUUCAUGGACUCUCCUGAGUGGGAAUCACUGCAGCCCUCUGAGGAGGGGGUAUUUCAGGUCACUCUGACAGCUGAGACGACAUGCAGCUACGUUUCCUGGCCCCGGAAAAGUCUCUACCUUCUGCUGGCUAAAGAUCGAUACAUCUCCAGCCUCUUCUCAGCCUUGCUGGGCUAUGACAUCUCCGAGAAGCUCUACGCUCUCAACGACAAACUCUUUGCUAAGUUUGGGCUGCGCUUCGAUAUCCGCCUCCCCAGCCUCUACCACGUCCUGGGUCCUGUGGCCCAGGAUGCAGGGCUAGAGUCUGAGAAGAAUGAUGAGGAAGUCUGUGAUCCAGCAGUGCCUCCGCCUCAGGCCCUGCCCACAUCUGUCCAGAAAACAACCCCUUGUCCUCCUCAUCCUGCAGUCACCAAUCCUCUGGCACCUCAUUCCAGGGCCAGGGUGUCCAGGUCUGACAGCGGCGUCGUGGGUGAGGACUCCACCAGUCUGGUGCUGGAGGAUUUUGAGGAGGUGUCAGGAUCAGAAUCUUUUAUGGAUUAUAGGAGUGAUGGGGAGUACAUGAGGUGA